GGUCAAAGUGUUCCAGCAGCCUGCAGCAGCUGGUAUCUUCUCACCUGCACACAGAUCAUAUCGGGUCAUCUGAGGCCAAACUAGAACACGUCAUCCCAAACAGGAUCCUUGGAGUCUGGAGAGGAUAUAAGGCGGGCCGACUGGACCUCUGCACCUUUGUGAAGACGUGUGAACUGAACAAUGAGGGCUGUUGGUUUGCUGCUGCUGCUGCUGGCUCUGUGUGGGUCAGGAGCUCAGGGGGAGCUUCAGGAGACGGAGACCACAAAGACAACCACACCUGACAUCUGGGCGGAGGUGAGGGCUCUGAGAGACAUGGUGGUGGAGUUCAACCUGCAUGUGGAGCUGCUGCAGAAAGAGAACUCAGAGCUGCAGACCAGACUGAGCAGCAGUGAGAGUGAACUUCUCAUCAGCAAGUUCAGGAUCGAGACGCUGGAGAGAGAAAAUACAGAGAGGAAGGUGGCCUUUUACACAGCUCUGACUGAUGACGGAUAUGUUGGACCGUUCACCUCAGCCACCACACUGAAAUACAGCAAAGUCUUCACCAACAUCGGCAAUGCUUACAAUCCAUCUACAGGUUACUUCACAGCUCCAGUCAGAGGGGUCUACUACUUCCAGUUCACUUCGUCUGGUUACCAAACAGGUUGGAUGGGUGUCUCUGUGUUCAAGAACAACCAGUGGAUCAUGUAUAAUCAUGAGAAUAAGAAAGAGACAGGUUAUGACUACAUAACUAACUCUGUUGUCUUGGAGCUGAUGGCAGGAGAUGAAAUCCACCUUGUUCUCCAAAAAGGCUUUUCUCUCUAUGACAGUUCACGCAACCACAACACCUUCAGUGGCUCCCUCCUCUUUACACUGUGAGGAUCCUUCAGCUGCUGUCUGACUCCUUAUUGGCUACACCAGGGGCACACAGCAAAACCAGGAGUGUUAAUUCAACUCACAGUUUAAUACAGAGUGUUAAA
Centropristis striata (black sea bass) is the source of this 956-nucleotide messenger RNA. Its product is annotated as complement C1q-like protein 2. The coding region runs from base 181 to 855 and encodes 224 amino acids. Lineage: Eukaryota; Metazoa; Chordata; Actinopteri; Perciformes; Serranidae. Gene Ontology annotation, molecular function: protein binding. The transcript has 4 exons. The record is from RefSeq and is a predicted model, not a curated record.